GGAUUGGAGACGUCAGUAGGCUGCGACGCGAUCUUGCGUCUGUCAUACAAACAAGAAAGAGUAUCCAAAAACACAGAAUAACUCCUGCUGAUGCAACUCAUAAAGAUGGCAUUUAUUAAAGAGGAAAGUGAAGACAUCAGGAUUGAAGAAGCAUUCGGCGUAAAACAUGAAGAUACUGAGGAACAAAUAGGUCUAAUGGCACUGAAAGAGGAGUGUCAAGAACUGGAUGAAAUGGAAGAGACAAAUCAGUGUGAAAAAAAUAAUAAUUUCAUUACUGUAGAAAAAUCCACACAAACUGAAAAGGCUUCCCCACAAAAAGGAUCUCAGAAGAUUGAAUCCAACAGUUAUUUUACCUGCCAUCAGUGCGAAAAGAGUUUCAAUCAAAAACAAAACCUUGAAGUCCACAUGAGAAUUCACACUGGAGAGAAGCCUUUCACCUGCCAGCAGUGUGGAAAAAGUUUCACUCAAAAACAAAACCUUAAAGUACACAUGAGAGUUCACACUGGAGAGAAGCCUUACACCUGCCAAGAGUGUGGACAGAGUUUUACACAUAAAGGAAACCUUAAUACCCACAUGAGAAGUCACACUGGAGAGAUCUCUUUCACAUGCCAGCUGUGUGGGAAGCACUUCUCACGAAAAGAAAGUCUUCAGACUCACAUGAGAAUUCACACUGGAGAGAAGCCAUACACAUGUGGUCAGUGUGGAAAGAGUUUCAGAUGUAAAGUAAACCUUAAUUGCCACAUGAGGAUUCACUCAAGAGAGAAAAGUUUUAUAUGUCAUCAGUGUGGAAUAAGUUUCACAGAAAGCAAUCACCUUAAGAAUCAUGUAGUAACUCACAUCGGAGAGAAGCCUUUCAUAUGCCAUCACUGUGGAAAGACUUGCUCAAAUAAGGCAAUCCUUGAGGUUCACAUAAGAGUUCACACUGGAGAAAGACCUUUCAUCUGUCCUCAGUGUGGAAAGAGUUUCACGCUUAAAGGAAACCUUAACAUUCACAUGAGGCUUCACACUGGAGAGAGGCCUUUCACUUGUCAUCAGUGUGAAACGAGUUUCACUUUUCACACAGACCUGAAACGUCAUUUGCAAACUCAUUCUGAAAAGAAAUUGUAGUGUUCCUCAUUGUGGAUUCCUCACGUUUACAAAAAAGAGCAUUCACUCUGAAAGAAUACUAUUUAAUUUUGAUCAGUGGAAUAAAAAUGGUCAUCAAAAUUAUAGAUAGACCUGAAUCAUAUAUUUGAUUUUAUAUUUGAUUAUUAAAUACAACAAAAGCAACAGAUUGAAUAAAUUACCUUCCCUAUUGCCGUGAAAUUCCACAACUUAAAUU
Pimephales promelas (fathead minnow) is the source of this 1321-nucleotide messenger RNA. The record is from RefSeq and is a predicted model, not a curated record. NCBI's taxonomy places the organism in Eukaryota, Metazoa, Chordata, Actinopteri, Cypriniformes, Leuciscidae.